Molecule: messenger RNA, 695 nt
Organism: Lingula anatina
Lineage: Eukaryota; Metazoa; Brachiopoda; Lingulata; Lingulida; Lingulidae
Product: UPAR/Ly6 domain-containing protein cold
Source: RefSeq, a predicted model, not a curated record
AUGAUAAAGCUUACACAGAGGUCAUUUUUAGCCGGGUGGUUUGACUUGGACAAAAAAGUAUUAUUUAUAUCUCCACAUAUUUCAGCCCUUGCAUUAGAAUGUUACGAGUGCAGGGACCAGGACAACAACAAUGACCGGUGCGUGAAAGAACACAAACUGUGUGACCCACACCAAGACGCCUGCAUAACUCAGGUGGAAUGGAAAGUUCCUCCAUACUGGACCCCCCGCGCAGACCGUAUAUUCUACAUUACCAAAGGAUGUGAUACCAGUGAUAGUUGUAAGAAGAUGCAGAGCCAGAUUGCACCGAUGUGCCGCCCAAACGACUACCAAAUGGACUGGCACUGCAUCCAGUGCUGCAAGGGAGACAGGUGUAACUUUGAGGCUACGAUGGGUGCAGGAACUGCAAGAGCCGGCGUUCUCAGCGUAGUUAUUGGCCUAUUUUCACUUCUCAUGCUACGGAUCUUCUAGUGCAUUUUUAUUACAUCAAAACUUAGAAAACUGGAAAAUUGUAUUUACCACACAUGAUGCACCUUACAGUGAUGGAUUCUCGUGUAUAUAUAGUUCAUUAACAGAAUUCAUUGUGGAUUCCCACAUUUGUGCUAAAAAGCAUCAGGAAACACUUAUAUAGCGAUUAGUGGCUUAAAACUGACGGUGCCAUGCGUACGAAUAGCGUAGGAAAAUCCUUGUACAUAGCG